Mesorhabditis spiculigera is the source of this 672-nucleotide messenger RNA. Lineage: Eukaryota; Metazoa; Nematoda; Chromadorea; Rhabditida; Rhabditidae. The record is from the annotation of a GenBank genome assembly.
AUGGUGUUGCGACGGCUUCUCCUUGGCUCGAUCAUCUCCAGCCUGUACCUCGUCGUCGGGCAGACGAUUACUUGCUAUAAUUGUACCAGCUCGCGGACGUGCAGCCCGUCGAAGGAUGUGUGUACGGCAACGGCUUGUUAUAUUGUAACCGAAGACAACUAUAUGGCAAGCGGAUGCGCGACAGACGCCGUCACCUUCACCGUAAACAAUACGAACGUCGCCGGGCUGUGCUACAGACCGGAUAAUAUCACAAGAGUCUGCGCGUGCCAUACAGCUUCGUGUAACACCCGCCUCGAUUCUGACGCGUUUCCAGACGUGGAUAUGACCAUUUUGCAGUCAUUGAAUAUUUCUAGUUUAAUGGAGAUUGCGCAGCAACCACCAGUGACGCAAGCGUCGGUUGUGACGACUGGCGCCCCGGAAACCACGACAAAAGCCGGACUACGCAACGCUCCUAUUGACGCCCUGUACUAUGGCAACAUCCGGUCCGGAGUAGUGCCAGCCAAGGAAACGCUACCCCAGCCCGUGAUGAAUGAGGGUACGCUACGACCUCACGUUUGCGGCUUCAACCCGUUCACCCGACAAUGUAUGGAUCCUCAGGGGUAUUGCCCGGGAAGGUGUAUGAACUUCCACUAUACCUACAACACGAUCUACGAGUGUCGAUGUCUCGUCAUU